UAAGAAAGUCUUUAUUACCUUUUGUAAUACAUCAUUGGGAUCCACCAUCUUUUAAGCUUUCUUUCCUCUUCCUUCUAAAGCAUUUUUCAAUAUUACUGUUCUUACAGCAUGAAAUACGGUCUUGAAUUGCAAGAAAACAUCUUUCCUCCCUGGAGAUUAUCCUACGUAGCUUACGAUAUUUUAAAGCAGGAAUUGAAGACAAGACAGUUAGAUCAUGGAUGGACCAACAAAGAUGAAGCCGAUUUCGUGCAUCUUUUAGACAACGAACUCACCAAAGUCUACGAUUUCAUCAAUGCCAAACUCGCAGAAAUUGAUGCUAGAAUACUCUAUUGCGAGAGAACAAUUCAAACAUUACAAAAGAAUGCCACAAUGAAUUCAGAUGCUAAUUAUAGUAUAAUGGACGAAGCACUUACUGAUAUCCUAUUCGAUGUCAAUGACUUAUCAAAAUUUACUCGCAUCAACUUUACUGCUAUCCAAAAGAUUUUAAAAAAGCAUGAUCGAUGGACUGGACUCAAUUUGAAGCAAUCCUACGUUGCGAAGCUUAGAGAAAAACCUUUGGACAAACAGCGUUUUGAUGUCGCUAUCGUUUAUAUCUCAGCCCUUCAUGAUAUUUGCAGAAACAGAGGAAAAAAGUCACCUGGUAACAGUGCUUCUGGUGGCGAUCAAAAUGCAUUUGAAAGAGCUACUGCUAAGUAUUGGAUUCAUCCUGACAAUGUUACGGAAGUCAAAGCCAUCAUUAUGCUUCAUUUGCCAGUGCUGGUUUUCGAUACCAGCAAAAAAUAUGAAGCAUCAGACUCAGCUGUAUCAAGUAUAUACUUUGACAAUUCCAAUUUUGAUUUGUACAAUGGUCGUCUUCAAAGAGAUGAAAUGGCUGAAGCUAUUCGAUUCAGAUGGUACGGACCUACUUCGUCAAAAAAUGUUUUUAUUGAAAGAAAAACACAUCAUGCUGUUUGGUUAGAUGGUGCCUCUGUCAAAGAUCGCUUCCGAAUUAACGAAGAUCGUGUCAAUUCUUUUGUAAAUGGCGACUACACAGCGGAUCAAAUUGCCAACGAGCUACGCAACAAAGGCACAGAAGAAAGCAUGAUCAAAGAUACACAUUUCAUCGCCACCGGUGUGCAAACAUCAUUCAAAGAAAAACAGUUAGAGCCAGUCCUUCGCGUCUUUUACAACCGUACAGCCUUUCAACUACCAGACUCUCAAAAAGUGCGUAUUUCAUUGGAUACUGAUCUUACUUUUAUUCGCGAAGACCAUUUGGAUGGCGUUCAAAGACGUUGGAACAACAAUUGGCGGCGCAAUGAUAUAGGCAUUGAUACUCCUUUCUCGUAUUUGCAAGAUAAUGAGAUUUUACGUUUUCCUUAUGCUAUUUUGGAAACCAAGCUACAAACUCAUUUGGGUCAAGAACCGCCCGCAUGGCUAACAGCCUUGAUCGAAGGCCCUUUGGUACAUGAAGUACCUCGCUUCUCAAAGUACCUCCAUGGUGCUUGCCAUUUCUUUCAGGACAGGCUUCCUUUACUUCCGUGGUGGCUCUCCGAAAUGAACGUCGAUAUUCGUAAACCACGCGCACAGAACCUUGGCCUUACCCGUUCAAAGAGUUUCAAACCAUUGAUCGACGGUCGAUACAGACGUGCUAUGAUUGAAGAAAAAGAGCGUGCAAAUAAAGAAGCUGUGAUUCAAGAAGAAUCUGAAGCAAGCAAAAAAGGCGCUGCACAAGAGCUGAACAGGCGAAGGUCAGUAGAAUUGGACGAUAAGGCGGCCGCUGCAUUGAGGCCUACUGCCAACAGAAACAUGACUCCUGCCACCACCAAUACAGAUAAUUCGAAGAGAGAAGAAUAUACCCUGAUUGAUCUCAAUUCCGCUCCUAAUUUAAGCCUGAAUAUGCCAAAAAGCCCUCUGCCAACAACCAACAAAUUUGAUGCAGGGCAUUUUAGACGCAGUGAUACAGUACGAACCAUCUUUUGGCCAACAACAAAAAAUUGACAAAAGCAGAACAGCAGAAAGAGCGACGACUACAACAGCAAAAUAUCGGUAUACCAGUUGAACCAUGUGUUUUAGGAGACUUAGAAGAAGGCAAAGGAGGAGAUAAAAAAUUCAAAACGAAGCAUUGAACUUGUUAAACUUUGGUGAUCAAGUAUCUCGUAUUGUAGGUGGUAUCUUUAU
Molecule: messenger RNA, 2157 nt
Organism: Mycotypha africana
Lineage: Eukaryota; Fungi; Mucoromycota; Mucoromycetes; Mucorales; Mycotyphaceae
Product: VTC domain-containing protein
Exons: 5
Coding region: 109-1977 (622 amino acids)
Cellular component (GO): fungal-type vacuole membrane; vacuolar transporter chaperone complex
Source: RefSeq, a predicted model, not a curated record